AUGUCCAACACCAAAAACCUACAAGAGGAUGAUAACGAUUGUGAUGAUUGGUUCAAUAAGGAUGAAGAUGAUUUCGUUGUAAACAUACCAAACAAAGCUGCCGCUGAUGGCGAAGGCACCAAGGAAGAAGCUGCCCGCGCACCGGAAACAUCCGUCAGGGAUAUGCUGGACAAUUUAAAAUUCACACUGAACGACGAAGGUGGCAAUUAUGUGGACUCGAUCAAGCACGCCACAUCGGGCCGUACAGCCAAAUUCGAGCUGCCGAAAGGUGCGCCCGGAAAGUACGUACAAACCAUUCCACUCACAAAGCUUUCAAACAUACUGGAAAACGAAACACUCUCAAUGUUUGCCGAUAUUUACGUGCAGAAGGAAGAAUUUAUCGCCACACUGACGAAGAAAACGUACGGCGAGGAGUUACUGUUGGUAUUGAUGAAAAUAAUGAACAAACUCAGCACGAUUCCACUGUACGAAACGGUCAAACAGCUGUUCGAGAUACUCGUCGGUCAGCAGCAACUUUGGGAACAAUUGCUAAAAUAUUUCCAGCAGCCGGCCGAAGGAGAAAGGAAGAAAAAGAAAAAAAGCAAAAUCGUACGUCCGACCAUUUCACGAAUUGAUAUGAUGGACGUUUUGGUGAAAUUUAUGACCGAAACAAGGCAUCAGCUACCGUUGGUACCCCAGCGAGUGGUGGAGUUUUGUGAUAAGUUGAGCCGAAUUUUACCACCGGAUGAUAAGAAACAAAUCGAACAGUUGCAUGAAUUGUUGGUGCAAAACAACACGAUGGCUGCAGAGCGCCCGGCCAAACAAAUCAGUAUUUAUCCUACCAUCAGCGAACUCAAGGAUGGUGCCGGACCAUCGAUGAAUCUGAAGCAAAACAUCGUAAAAGGGAAGUAUGAAAACGUCGAACACUAUCUGGAAGUUCAUCUGCACCUGCUCAAGGAGGACUUCCUUAUCCCGUUGCGCACCGGUAUAGAGAAGUAUCGAAAGUUUGUCGCAAAAAAUGGCCCUGGAAUAUCGUUUGCCGGCGAAAGCAUCCGUGUUCACUACCCCGUGAAGCUGCUGCUUCCCAGCACAGUGAAUCGGCGCACCGCAAAGGAGCAACUAAUUCUGGUUGAUUUAGAUCCUGCCGAGCGUGGCUAUUCGACCGUUUCCGCGCGCUACAAACGCUUAGCACUGUCCAACACGAAACGGUUCAUGAACGGUUCGAUGGUGCUGUUCACCGAUGGUCCGGAGUUGAACGAACUGGUUGUGGCUGUCAUUAGCAAUCGUGACGCAGCUCAGCUGCUGAACGGAUACAUUUACGUGGAACUGAUCCGGAUGGAACGACAGCAGCAAGAAAACGAACAGUCGGCGUACGGGAUGAACCUGUUUAAUCGCCCACUGUUGAUGAUUGAGAGUGAAAUAUUUUUCGAACCGUACCAUCAAACCUUUAACGCGCUCGGCCGCUUGCGCGAGGACACAUUUCCGCUCAAAUCGUAUAUUGUCGAUGUAACGUUUCCGAGCAAAGGAUUGCCUCGGUAUUUAUCUCAGAGCAGUUCGGGGCAUCUUUUCAAUUAUGGCGGAAUUCAGUUUGAUCUCAAGAAACCAGACGAAUGGCCUGCUGUAGCAUUGACAAGGGCAGCCGGGAUGAAUGCGUCACAGUACGAAGCGUUUCGCAUGGCACUGACAAAUCAGUUUACGCUGAUACAGGGUCCACCCGGUACGGGGAAAACAUUCAUCGGAUUGCGGAUCGUUGAAACGCUACUUGCAAACACCGGCGAGCAAAUACUUCUCAUCUGUCUCACCAACCACGCGCUGGAUCAGUUUCUGUGCGGUGUUACACGAUACACGGACAGUAUCGUGCGGAUGGGUGGCCAAUCGAAGCACCCACUGCUGGACAAGUAUAACGUAAAGCAACUGCAGGAAGACGAACGGAUUGAUCGGCGGUUACGGAUAAGCUACUACAAUGUGAAGCAAGAGUACCUGAAGCUGGUUGAGCGAUUUGAUGCGUUACAGCAGGAGCAGGAAACGUCGGACAGUUUGUCGCGGGCGAUGGUCCAAUGUAUGGCAGAAUUGGUGGACGCUUCGCGGCGUCUUAACGAGCUGAGCCAGCUGAGCACACUGAAACUGAUACAGGGCUUCCGGGUGGUUGCCAUGACGACAACGUUUGCCGCUCGCAAUCGUACCCUGCUAGAGCUACUGCGUACACCGAUCGUAGUGAUCGAGGAGGCGGCCGAAGUGCUUGAAGCACACAUUGUGUCAACCCUCACACGGCACACCGCCCAAUGUGUGCUGAUCGGCGACCACAAACAGUUGCGUCCGACCACGAGCACCUACGUACUGUCGCGUCACUAUCGGAUGGAUUUGUCGUUGUUUGAGCGUAUGAUUAACAACCGAUUCAGCGCGGCCAUGAUGACCGUGCAGCAUCGAAUGCGUCCGGAAAUGGCGGAUUUAUUACGACCAACGAUCUAUCCUAUACUGGAGGAUGCUGAUUCGGUUACCGCACGACCGGAUGUAACUGGUAUGAUGCGAAACUUGUACUUCCUAACGCACAAUUAUCCGGAAGGAGGUGAAUCGGCGGACUCGACGGCGAGCGAUGAUGGAGGGGAUGAAAAGUCGAAAAAGAACCUUUUCGAAUGUCGGUUUCUGCUCGCACUUUGUGAGUAUUUGCUUGCCCAUGGGACGUAUAACGUGGAGGAUAUUGUUAUAUUGACGGCUUACAACGGACAGAUGUUGCAGUUCGUGGCGGAGAAGAAAAACCGUCCCACCCUGCACGGUAUCCGAAUAGCGGUUAUUGACAAUUAUCAGGGCGAGGAGUGUAAAAUCGUUCUCCUUUCGCUGGUACGUAGUGGCAGCGCAAACGGUGGCACCGAUACGAUCGGGUUUCUUGCGCAUGAAAAUCGUAUCUGCGUUGCGCUAUCACGUGCCCGGGAGGGGCUCUACAUGGUGGGCAACAUGUCGCUACUGGCCAAGUGCUCAAAAACUUGGUCCAGUAUCGAGAGGAAACUGCGUGAUAAGGCUGCGAUUGGCGAUACGAUGCCGUUACAAUGUGUGACACACGGACAGGCUGUGGAGGUCAAACUGCCCGAGGACUUUGGGGAGUUAAAAGAUGUAAGAUGCAUUUGCGGUGUACAACAAAAAUAA
Messenger RNA from Anopheles maculipalpis, 3120 nucleotides. Its product is annotated as NFX1-type zinc finger-containing protein 1. Gene Ontology annotation, cellular component: nuclear RNA-directed RNA polymerase complex. Lineage: Eukaryota; Metazoa; Arthropoda; Insecta; Diptera; Culicidae. The record is from RefSeq and is a predicted model, not a curated record. The transcript is spliced from 6 exons. Gene Ontology annotation, molecular function: ATP hydrolysis activity; helicase activity. The coding region runs from base 1 to 3120 and encodes 1039 amino acids. Gene Ontology annotation, biological process: regulatory ncRNA-mediated heterochromatin formation.